UCUGACCUCCAUGGCCACUGUAUGACACAAGUGCACUUACAUGUAAGUAAAACAUUCCUAUACAUAAAAUAAAAAUACUAAAAAAAAUUAAUAAUUAUCUUUGUUGAUUUUCUUGUGUGCAUGUUUCUGUGAAUGGAGGUCAGGGCAAUAUUGGGUGUCUCCUUUAAUCACUCUCCAUUUUGUUUUUAUAUUAUGCCUGUGUUUGGCCUGCAUGCAUGCAAGUGUACUACGUGUGUGCAAUGCCUACAAAGGCCGGAACAGGGCUUCCCAUCUCCCAGAACUGGAGUCACAGAAGAGCUGUUAGCUUUGCAUGUGGGUACUAGAAGCCGAAAACUCGGGCCCUCUACAAGAGAACUGGGGCUCCUGACCACUAAUUCUCUCCACAGCCAUGUUUUUGUGACAGGGUCUCUCAGUGAACUCAGAACUCACCAAUUUGACAAAUCUGAUGGGUCAGCAAGUCCCAAGGAUCCUCUGCUCUCUGCUUUCCAGCAGUAGGAUUACAGGUAUACACAUCAUGCCCAGCUUUUUACAUGUCUCCUGGAGAUCCAAAUUCAGGUUCUCAUGCUUGUAUGGCAAGCACUUUACCUACUAAUCCAUCUUGCCAGCUCAUUCUGAGAGGGUCUCAUGUAGCCUAGGGUGGCCCUGAACUCACUAAUAUGUAGGACAGGCGCGAACUCCUGCCUCCACCUCCUGAGUACUGGGAAUACAUGCCUACACCACCCCCCUGGGCGGGGCCUACUGGAAGCAUCUCAAAGGACUAUAGCAACCUUGAUCUGCAUUCAUUCAGCCCUCUGCCUCAGUUUCCUAGAGCAGCCUACAGGGACUGUCUCCACUGAGGCACCUGGGUCUGCUCUGCCCUUACUUACUUCACCACGGUGGCCACAAGGCCCUCUCUGGCCCCUCCACCCCAAUUUGCAUCCUUACCAGAUACCACUAUGGGCUCCUUAUGUCCCCAGGUGUGCUCUGUCCUCCCAGCUCUGCUCCUUUCUCAGUAACACACUGAACCCACUGUUUCCCAGCAGCCCUCCCCACAUCCCUCUCAUGGUCUGAUUAACGGCACAGCAUUUACUUGUGUUCACGUUUCUUCUUGACGCCAAGGGCAGGGACUGGUUCACUGCAGCGGCCCUGGCAUCUGAGACAACUCUUCGUGCGAAGGAUUUUGGGGAUGGAUCUCUGCAUUCAUUUGCCAGGCGUCCCCGCAUGCUCUUCCCUCUGUUCUGGAUGCUCGUUCCUGCUUUUCCCUUUAGGCCCCAGGACAAGUUUCCCUCCUCGUUGAACCCCCACUGAUCCCUGACAGCCAGUCUUUUCUACUGCCAUCCCACUGUUCCCUCCCUGAACCCCGGGACAGUGGCAUCUGUGUCCAGGCCCCUCUCCUGGCUCAGAGGAGGCCUUUAGUGUCUGCUGCAUAUCCCUUCCCAGUCUCUCCGUAAUCUCACUGUCUCUUGUGCCCCAUCCUGCUGCCUCCGUUUGUUCUCUGAUGCCUUGAUGCACACGGGUCCCACUGCCUAGGACACUGUUCUCCACUCUGUCCUCUUGCUCUCCCUCCCCCAUACAUGCACAGGCUGUCCUCACUCUCUGGCCCUGGCUCCCAGCUAAGAGACUCUGCCUACUUUUUGCCCCAGCUCCCUCUGCCCCAUCCCCUCCCAUCACCAUCUAGAGGCCAUGGCCUUAUGAACCCUAUGUGUCUCCCUUAUCAGGGAACUCCUGAAGGGCAGGUCCCACCUCAGCCCAGCAGAGGAUGCAUGGGUCAGGGCUGCCAGUGGGGGUGGGUCUAGGUCCUGCUCUCCCUCCUCCAGGCCUUUUUCUCUGCUCCUCCCCUCGUCCCUACCAGUAACUCCUGCUCCUCUGUGAGGCCGGGCUUAAGGUCAAAGCCCUCCCUGACUCUCCAGUGGAUCAGCAUCUCUCUCCUCUGAGAUCCCCCAAUUCUGGCCACCCUGGGCAGUAACAUCACCUCGGCCUCAAAACUCCUCAAGGCAGGCUCUGGUCUGACCCAGCCCCACAGCUCAGCAGUGCCAAUGGACAGUGAUACAUUUACUGAAUGGCUUCAAACCAUGCCAGGCCCGCCUCCUCUCUUCUCACCUCUGACCUCACCCCCACCCUCCAGGGGCCUCAGCACCCACUGUGACUUCAUGCAGUUGCUUGUGACAAGCCAUCAGGUUGUUGUCCUUGGCUACCAGAUCUUGCACGUCCACCAUGACUUCCAGGACCUCAAGCCCUUUUGCACCAGCCAUGCAUUCUCCAUCAAAGAUACCUUCCAAGUCCAACAUGACUCCAGCAUCCACUGGGCCCUCCGUGCUGCCCUCUGUGGCUCCUGUGCCUCCGCCCUCCCUAAAGACCACCAAAGCAGCCAUGCCCAACAGUUCCUCAAGACACCCCAAGUCCCCCACCCUGGUCAUGAGCCCCAGCAGUUCAAAGUCUACCAGAUCAACAGGUACAAAGACUGCCCCUUCAACCCGGCCCAGCAGCAGGUCCCAGGUCUGCAGCAAGACCAGGACGCCCAUUUGGGUGAGCACUGACAAGGCCAGUAAGGCCAGCAAAGGUAGGAAGAACAGCAAGGCCAGAGCGCUGGGACACCAUCAGCAGGGCAGAACACAGAGCCAGGGUCAAACUUCCAGCAGGAGGGGGAGCUAGGGCUCCAAGAGGUCCCCUAGCAGGGCCAGCACUCCUAACAGGGUAAGAACCCAUUCUGCCAAACCAGGUGUGGUCAAGAAAGUGAGAACCCCAACUUCCCACUGCAAACAGAGUUGGGGCAAGAGUUACAGCCAGCCUAGAAGCAAUACCCAGGCUAGGAGCAUCAGCCAGCCAAGAAAUAAGCACAGAGAGAAGAGUCCCAAGUCAGCACGAGCCUUGGGAACAGGGAGCACCUUCAGGCUGUCUGCAGUCCCCAGCAGGGCCAAGAGCCACAGCCCAACCAGGACAGACUUCAAGGACUCUGGCCAGUCUCUGGCAUCCAGGAGGGCCAGGAGCUACAGCCAGGUGAUGUCCCCCGGUAGGGAACAGAGCCACACCCCGACUGAUGUGUCCAACUCGGUCAUGAAUUACAAGCAGGCUGGCACCUUCAGCAGGACCCAAAGUCUCAGCCGCUCUAGAACCCCCAGCAGGACCCAGAGUCAUAGCCAUUCUAGAACCCCCAGAAGGUCCAGGAGUCACAGCUGGAAGAGAAACUGGAGCAGGGCAAGAAGCCGCACUCGGAGGGGCACUCCUACUCAGAUGAGAGAAUCCAAGAGGUCCAGAACCCACAGCCUGGGGAAAAGUCUCAGCCAAUCAAGAACCCUGAAGAGCAAAAGCAGCAGCCCCACGUGGUCUACGACGACCAGCGAGGACAAGAGUCUCAGUCGAUCCAGCAGUGCCAAGGACAGACAUCGUAGGAGUCACAGGAGGCCCAAAGUGCCCAGCCACAAGAGCAGACACCGACAGUCUAGAACCCCCAGCACAGACACAGCCCACAGCAGGUCUAGAACCUCCAGCAAGAAAAGAGAGCAGAGCCGAUCGAGAUUCCCCAGCAAGGACGUGUACAGUGGCAGAUCUAGAACCCCCAGUGAGGAGCCAGACAGGAGCCAAUCUGAAACCCGGAGCUGGGAGAGGGUCCUCGGUCAAUCUAGAACCCCCAACAAGGACAAAGAACCUGGCCAAGCUGCAAGCCCUAGGAGCUUCCGUGGGACGCCAUCUCCCUCCAGGACAAGGAGUUCUAGUCAGUAGAGAGCCAGGAGCAAGGCAAGGGCUCGUUCCUCAUCACAACAUCCUAGAGCCCAAGCCCUUAGCCCAGAUGACAGUUACGCCAACACCACGGCUUCUAAGAGCA
Nannospalax galili (Upper Galilee mountains blind mole rat) is the source of this 3802-nucleotide messenger RNA. It is a transcript of the gene Srrm5, whose product is annotated as serine/arginine repetitive matrix 5. Lineage: Eukaryota; Metazoa; Chordata; Mammalia; Rodentia; Spalacidae. The record is from RefSeq and is a predicted model, not a curated record.